Molecule: messenger RNA, 1159 nt
Organism: Sardina pilchardus (European sardine)
Lineage: Eukaryota; Metazoa; Chordata; Actinopteri; Clupeiformes; Clupeidae
Exons: 6
Coding region: 288-1028 (246 amino acids)
Source: RefSeq, a predicted model, not a curated record
ACUCUCAAAAAUCAUGUGUUAAAACAGUAACACAUGUUGUGUGUUAUCACACUUCUAACACAGUUUGUGUCAUUUAUGUUGAAUUUGUGUAAAAUUCUUGGGUAUGUUUAGCCAACACAAUCAUGUGUUAAAUUACUGUCCAAACACAUCUCUUCCCGACACGACCGUUAGUUCGUUGCCUCUCUAAUUUCUAUGCUGCAGUACUGGCUGUCCACUGCUUCGCUGCUCUACUUGCCUUGAAAGGUUAUAAAGAAGUCACAUUUUUCAAAUGGAAGGUGGAUGUGUGCAUGAGCUGUAAAUGGAGCCCCCAAAAUUGCUUGUCAACAUAUUCCAUUGACACAGACAGCGAUGAACACAUGGACAAGUUUCAAGUUUUUUUUAAGUUCUGUGGCUCAUCAGUAUUGGCCGAACAAUCGGAUGUAUCUGUGGCUGCAACGGCAACUCAACUUACGCAGGGUCCAAUUGACGUUGAAAAGCUUAAAGCUCUCCUUGAGAGGAAAGGUGCAAGAGUUCUGGCCGAUUAUGAAGCUUCUGGAAUGCUCUCAGAGACGUCAAGAAAGCUCCUUGUUAAAAUUGGUGUCAGUGAUUUGAUUGAGAGAAAUGGAUUUUAUCCAGCAACUGAUGACAAAACCAGGUUGGCGAGGUGUGUGGUUACGCUUUUCCCGUCACUGAGAGUCAGGAUGGAAGAUGAGAAUGAAGGCUUUAUUGGAACCAGUAUGUCCAGCCUUCUGGACAACCAAAAUCCUCCUGCACGCCAGCCCAACCUUGUGUGUAUUGGUCAACCCAACACCACUGCUCAAUACAUCAUCAUUGCUGAAAACGACAAAGUUGCCAUCCCACUGCAGGAUAAUGGUUUGACCUACGCCAUCGACAAGCUUUUUAAAAUGUUUUCGAUUUGCAAUACGGUAUAUCCUGCCCAACUCACAUCUGUGUUUCACUUCUUUGAGAGUGUUUACGAAGUGCCCCUCUCUAGUGGGAAGAGAGCUAAAGUUGUGGAGCUCAUUUCAAAGCUCCAGGCUAUGCAGUAACAAAUACAUAUGUGUACAUUUGUCCCAAGUGUAGAAUUAUUUUUUAAAAAAAUGACCUGUCUAUUUUGUUUUUGAGGUCAUUCAUAUUUUCCUAGAACAUUUCAAUUUUUUUUUUUCUCUCAGUAACAUGC